GAGAAGUGAUUCUGUGUAUACCACCUGGCUUCAACAAAGCUUCCUUUUUUUUGCACACCUGGGUGGUUAUAAACCAAGACAUGUUUUCACUUAAUAGUUGACACCCUUAUGCUUUGUGACAGUUUUGAAGAGUGAAGGAGUGUGACUUUCUUUGUCUUGAAGGAGAUGGGUGACUCUUCGUGUCUAAUGAGGUCGUUUUCUGGGCCGUCUGAGUGUUCUGGUGAAGUCAAAGAGGGGGACCUCCUUCGGUGCCUAGGAGAAUCAGUGUCAUUCGGCAGGUAUGCUUCAGAACCUCUUGAUUGGGCAAAAUGGUCAGCAUUUUCUCACAAUAGGUAUCUGGAAGAAGCGGAGAAGUUUUCCAAACCAGGCUCGGUUGCGCAGAAGAAGGCGUACUUUGAAGCUCACUACAAGAAAAAGGCUGCUGAGAAAGCAGCAGCUUUGGCUGAGGUCGCAAAUACAUGUGCCAGCAGAGUUUCUGAGUCAGUUUCUAUGCACGAGAGUUGCCAAAGCUCCUGUGCCAACAUGGAGUUGGCAAAUGGAGAGAACCAGAUGGUUGAGGAAAUUGCUGUUCCAAUCAUUGAGGUGGUAUACUCAGCUCAUGUGAAUGAUCACAAUACAGAUGUUGAAGGGACUCAAUUGGAACUUGCAAAGGUGGAUGGACCAGAGACGGUGAUUCAAGAUAGUGUUACUGUGGAGGAUGCUGUCCAGGGUGAGGUGGAGAAGUCUAUUCAGGAUGAAAUGGAGACUUCAAUUCAGGUUGAGAUGGAGAGUUCUACUCAAGCUGAACUAUCAAACCAGUUAGAAAAUGACCAGAAGGAGAUUGUUAAUGGUGCCACCCAAGAAGAGAAGAUGCCUACUAAGGAAGCAAUUAGCGAGAAAAAUCUAACUUCACCAAGCAAGAAAAGAUCGGUGAACUCUUCUCCCUCAAGGUUAUCUACUCAAGGUAGACCGUCCAAGAUCCCAUCUUUUCCUGCCAAACAAAUGGCCGGUGUUCCAACGGGAAAGAAGAACAAUGCCACCCCAAAGACUAAGAACUCUGAGGCUGAAUUAGUUGACAAGAGGAGAUCAACAACAAAAUCACUGCACAUGUCAAUCAGUUUCACUUCUCAUGCCAGUGAAACCAGUAAGAGAACUUCACCAGUCCUGGAGAAGAUCAAAAAGUUAAGAGUUCAUAAAACUGCGCUUAAGAGUUCAACUUCCCUACCAACUGCAACCAGGGCAUCUGUUAAUGGGUUACUAACAGAAACUUCAGUAAACCCAUGGUCCAAAGAUAGAAGGGCAAAAACAAAACUUAAUAAGCUGGUAACUGGGAGUGUCACUGCAGAUGGGAUAUGCAAAUCACCCUCAAAAGAUCAAUCUCUUGCUGCAAAUGGAAGCAAACCACGAGGUCCUAUCAAGUCCUGUCCUUUUAGCCUUAAGAGUGACGAAAGAGCAGCAAAACGGAAAGAGUUCUUUCAGAGGCUGGAAGAGAAGAGAAGUAUAGAGGCAGAAAUUAAGCAGUCGCAAAUGAGAUCUAAUAAGGAAAAAGCAGUGCAUGAUGUUAAAAAAUUGCGUCAGAGUACAGGCUUUAAAGCCAAAGAUCUGUCUUCUGGAUCACAAUUGCUAAGUAACAACUUGAAGAAGGUUCCACCAACCCAGAGUCAGUCACAGAAGCUCGAGAGGCAGUCCACUACCAGCAAGAUUCUGAACCCUAGCAUUCGGUCUUCAGUCAAUUCUCACAGCUCUAAGCAUGUCACACAGAGUAAUAAUCAAAGGAUAAGCCGAUCAGUCACUUCCCUUCCAAAGAAGAAUGCUCAUGAGAAUUCUUCUCCUAAUAUUCAGAGUUGAGGAUAUCUAGCGUAGGAAUAUACAUGAAUGGAGACUAAUCCACCCACAGCUGGUUAACAUCCAGAACUACUUUCUGUAACUAUGCAAUUAGAAUGAGUGGGUAGUCUGGUUUUCUUUUACGCGCAGAUCUGUUGAGUUCUGCCACUUAGAAUUAGAUUUUUGUAGGGCUCGUCUCUUGUUUCUAUUUCUUUAGGUGGUUCAGCUUGUAAAUGAAUUUCACCAGUUAUGUUCAAGAGGUUACUACAUAUCAUGGUUGC
Molecule: messenger RNA, 2084 nt
Organism: Fragaria vesca subsp. vesca
Lineage: Eukaryota; Viridiplantae; Streptophyta; Magnoliopsida; Rosales; Rosaceae
Exons: 9
Coding region: 166-1827 (553 amino acids)
Source: RefSeq, a predicted model, not a curated record